Molecule: messenger RNA, 828 nt
Organism: Hypoxylon trugodes
Lineage: Eukaryota; Fungi; Ascomycota; Sordariomycetes; Xylariales; Hypoxylaceae
Product: ribosome-assembly protein 3-domain-containing protein
Exons: 1
Coding region: 322-549 (75 amino acids)
Biological process (GO): ribosomal large subunit assembly
Cellular component (GO): preribosome, large subunit precursor
Source: RefSeq, a predicted model, not a curated record
UAAAUUUAUUCUAAAUCAAUAAUAAUUCCCUUUGCAUUUUCUAUUUCUCUAUCAUGAUCAACUGUAAAUUGGUGCUACAUAUGUAGUUUAUUGGCCUAGGUCAGUUGUGGGGUGUACCUAUACGUACCUACGUAGUUACAUACUAUAUGUACGUGUAGCAAUUCUAAUCGGGAUUUUAUCAAAAUAAUUCCACCAUUUUUUGCAUACACCAGCAACGAUUCUACCUCUACCUUCCUCUCAUAAGCUACGACCCACCGAUAUCAACAUACAACUAUUGCGAUCAAGAAAACGGGAAAUAGGGACACCAAGACAGAAGAAAAUAUGCCUAGCAAAGAUACAACGUCCAAGGAAUUCACUUCCUACUACCUCCAACAAAGUACAAAGGAAUUUGCGGAGGACCUAGACAAAGUUCGCAGCGCCGACGAUUUCAAAGGUGAUGCGGUGGCCAUGCUCGUGAAAUCACUACAGCAAGGUACAAGUCUGUUCUCUGCUGCCGACCAAAAAAGAGUGAUCGAGGCGAGAAAGGCAGAGGACUCGGAAGGGAAAUGAGAAAUACCUACAGAAUCAUUUCACUCCUAACUUAUCACCCUCGGAGCAAUAAUUAUAUACAGUAUAAAAAUGGCCGACACGGUGAUUUAGGUCGACAGGAAUUGAACAUUGUUCGAGGAAGGAGAAAAGAUACUAGGGCGAAUGAGGGAGUGGAAUAAAAAUAUGAUUUAAUGAAUUAAUAUAUUACUACUUCGACACUCCUGUAGCUGAGCACUGAGACAUCGAGGAAAAUAAUCAUUUGCUAAAAGAUAAAGCAAAAGGAUUGAUUAAUUAUUUGAC